AUGUCCGAACCAUCCAAGAAGCCAGAACCAGUUCAACCUCAGCCCCCCGGGUCAGGCAAAGUGGAAUUCACAAAUAACCUGGGCCCUCCUUUCAAACGACCUGUGGUUGAAGACGAGAUCGAAUUCAUCUCGUGCAGUCCAGUCAAGAAGAAGAGGUUGACCGAACAGACGACAGCGCACAACACGACAACUUCAACGGCACCCCCUCAGCUCCAGGAUACCCGUUCUGCCAACCAGGAAACUCGGGAUUUUCCACAGAUUCCACCAGCCGGCCGUUGCCGGAGCCUGUGUGGCAUUGGCAUCGGCCAAGCCAAGGCUCCUGGUCCUGAGACAGCAAUGGAAUCCCGGGGGACAUCGCUGCCAGUUCUUGAGAAGUUUGCGUUUCCACAGACAUUUCCCCUGGCGACAGGCCGCCCACCUCGGCUCUCAGACGCCAUAUCUCCAAAGCAGUUUCCGCAGGCCUCUCUAGCACCUCCCGAAACUGGCACGAACACGGCCACCACCAUAAGCACGACGAACACGAGUACGCAAAUACCCACGCAGGAGAGCUCGGUCACCCUUGACCAGAUCUCCUGCCUCGAUUUUGACGGCGUACCAACGAACAGCCCCGGGUUUGAUGCCGGCAGAGUGUUUUCUGCUGAUUGCGGCAUCAUGAGCGGCAUCAGCGUGGGCAAUACGACCAGCGCGAUGCCUCCGCUACCCCCUUUUCCAACGUCGAGCCCACGCGCCGGCAUUCCAUUCACCAUGUACUCGACGGGAAGUAUCAUGACGGUGCCUCAAGCACAAAACAGGGAUAAGCCGUCCGUUGCCGUGCUGCCCACGGGUGCCAAGCUGACCUCGUGUUGUCCCCAUUGCGCGCGGAUUCGGCAGCAGAACACAUUCCGUCAAGCUCCGGUUGGGGUUUCGGGCAUGAGUCCCAAGAUGGCUACCCAAACGCAUGGCCAUGCAAACCCUCAGGGCCACGAGCACGCAUCCUCGCCGCGGUCCGUGCCACCACCUCCAGGGUUCUCCCCGCCCGGGCAUAUUAUUCCUCCUCGCUCAGCGCCAGCGCCCGGGCAGGAGCAGAGACGACUGCCGAACCAGUGGCAGCAUCAGAACCAGCAGCCGCCCUCGGAGAACCCGCUCCAUCCGGGUCCUCCCACCCCCAACUAUUACCUCCGACCCCUGCUCCAAGACAUGGCGCAGACCAUCCAGGCGAGCUUCCCCUACGCUCAAGUGGCGGCGAGGCAUGGAAUGGCACCGGCUAGGGUUGCUGAAGUGCUGGCGAGAGUGGUUGGGGCGCCGCUGGUCUCGAGGAGGGAGUGA
Messenger RNA from Thermothelomyces thermophilus ATCC 42464, 1305 nucleotides. RefSeq lists its product as uncharacterized. The record is from RefSeq and is a predicted model, not a curated record. The transcript has a single exon. Bases 1 to 1305 code for a protein of 434 amino acids. NCBI's taxonomy places the organism in Eukaryota, Fungi, Ascomycota, Sordariomycetes, Sordariales, Chaetomiaceae.